AUGUAUUCCGUAUGUGCUACCGGCGAUCUUCCAGCUGUCCAACACUGGCAACUCGUCGACGACUUGGUAGCCAAAGAAGCCCACAAUUAUCAUGGGGGCUACCCGGGUCCCCCGGUGCACGGCCAACGCCUUCGCUGCAAGAUCAGGGGCGGGAACGAGGGUUCGACAACAUCCCGAGAUCUAGGUUUGCUGCGUAUUGCGGCAACAAUACACAUGCUGGAAUGCACUGCGAUAUGCAGCUGUGGCAACAAGCCAUAG
This is a messenger RNA of Paracoccidioides brasiliensis Pb18, 258 nucleotides long. RefSeq lists its product as uncharacterized. The transcript has a single exon. The record is from RefSeq and is a predicted model, not a curated record. The coding region runs from base 1 to 258 and encodes 85 amino acids.